Molecule: messenger RNA, 5184 nt
Organism: Pseudoliparis swirei
Lineage: Eukaryota; Metazoa; Chordata; Actinopteri; Perciformes; Liparidae
Gene: c5
Product: complement component 5
Exons: 42
Coding region: 10-5064 (1684 amino acids)
Cellular component (GO): extracellular region
Molecular function (GO): protein binding; endopeptidase inhibitor activity
Source: RefSeq, a predicted model, not a curated record
CUCGUCAGGAUGAAGGUAUGUGUGCUCCUCAUGUGUGUGUGUGUGUGUGCCCUCAGCUGGAGGACGGAGGCCGAGUCCAGAUCGUACCUGGUGACGGCUCCUCUCUCCUUGCGCCUCGACGCUGUGGAGACGGUUCUGCUCCAGCUGUUCGGGUUCAUGAACGAGGUGAAGGUCUAUGUGUUCCUGAAGACAUCCAUGGCUCCGGACCACGUGGUUCUGGCUCAGGAGGUCGUGACCCUUAACGCCCAAAACCACCACCAGGCCACCGCCCAAGUCCAGCUGCACCCGGGUCAGCUGGGUCCUGGUGUGAGUCAUGUGAUCCUGCACGUCCAAUCAGCAGAGAUCAACCAGCACCUGACAGUGUCCGUCAGCCGCACCAACGGCUUCCUGUUCCUGCAGACCGACAAGCCGCUUUACACGCCCCACCAGAGUGUUAAAGUGAGGGCGUUCUCCCUGAACCAGGAACUCAGACCAGCCAAUCGCAGCGUUUUCCUGACCUUCAAGGACCCCGAUCAGACCACAGUGGACAUCGUGGAGCUAAUCGAUGUAAACAAUGGAAUCCCGUCGAUGCAAAACCCGUUUAAGAUCCCCAUUAAACCCAAGUUGGGGAUUUGGACCAUCGAAGCUUCUUACUCUGAUAAGUUCACGACCACAGCGAGGACCGACUUUGAAGUGAAAGAAUACGUUAUUCCCAGUUUCUACAUCCACGUGAAGCCAGAAUCUAACUUCAUUAGCUAUGGAAGCUUCAACCGGUUCACCUUCAAGCUUUCAGCCAGGUACGUCCACGGGGCGCCGGUGGCCCAGGGGGAGGUGUUCCUGCGCUACGGCUACGUUAGCGGAGAGAACGCUCCGGUCAUCGUCCCGAGCUCGGUCCGCAAGGAGAGAUUGUCGUCAACAGGUGAGGUGGACGUGACCGUGAACAUGGAGAAGGUCCUCUCGAAACACGAUGGACCUAAAGACCUCAAUAGUCUGGCAGGGAAGUACCUCUACAUCGCUGUCCUGCUGCAGGAGGACACAGGUGCGAUCACUCAGGAGGCGGAGUUUGCUGCAGUAAAGUUUGUCAAAUCACCUUACAGCCUGAGCCUGGUGUCCACGCCCCUUUUCAUCAAACCUGGACUUCCUUAUAACAUCCAGGUGCUGGUGAAGGAUCACCUGGACCAACCGGUGAACCGGGUUCAGGUGCGCCUGGUGGAGCGCCGGCUGUUCACAGCGGAGAUGCAGUGGGAGGAGCUACCUUGUCCAUCAAGCGCCAACAGCCAAUCAGACGGCCUCGCUGUCUUCAUCUGCAACACGCCCAGGGAGGGGACCAGAGCGGUGCUGAAGUUCAAGACGGCGGACUCCUCCCUCCCAGAGGCCAGCCAGGCCAGCCUGAGCCUGGAGGCGUCGGCCUACCACUCUCCCAACCGGCGCUACCUGUACAUCGACCCCCCGCAGCCCGGCGGCGGCCUGCUGGUCGGCCAGUUCGCCAACAUCCAGGUGUACUCGGCCAUGCCCAUCUACGUGCCCGCCAGGGCACUCAGCUACCUGGUGCUCUCCAGGGGGAAGGUGGUGGCCUUCGGCAGCCAGAAGUUCAUCUCCAGCGGCGACAACAAGCAGACGCUGAGGUUCAAGGUGACGGUUGCCAUGGUGCCGUCUGUCCGGCUGCUGGUCUACUACAUUCUGUUUGGGGGCGGAGCCAAUGAGCUGGUGGCCGACGCCGUGUGGCUGGAUGUCAGAGACAAGUGUGUCAAUGGGCUUCAGACCGAUGUGUCGUAUCAGGGUCGAGUCUACAAACCAAAGGAAAACCUCCGUCUGGACAUCCGGACCAAUCAGGACGGGCUGGUCGCCUUGUCGGCUGUUGACUCCGCCCUCUACGAGCUGAGGCCCAACUACAGAGACCCCGUUACACAGGUGCUGCGUCACCUGGAGCAAAGUGAUCAGGGCUGCGGUGGAGGCGGCGGCAGAGACAGCGCAGACGUCUUCCUAUUGGCCGGCCUCACCUUCAUCACCAACGCCAACGCCCAGCCAUCAACCAGCAUUGCAGCGUGCUCGGCAGCCGUGCGUACUAAGCGAGCUCUGACUGAAGAGGAGAAGACAAAGAAAGUGAGGAGCUAUGGCCGUCUGGAGCCCUGCUGUACAACGGGCAUGAAGUACAUCCCAAAGAGUGUGACCUGCCGCCAGUACGCCCUGCAGCGGUACAGCAAACGCCUCCGCUGCCAACGGGUCUUCAAAGACUGCUGCGAGUUCUUCCAGCAGAAUCUGGACCAGAACCUCAUCCUGGGACGCCACGCGAUGGGUGCAACCUUCGACGUGGCUCCUUCUCUGGUCCGGAGCUACUUCCCAGAGAGCUGGAUGUGGGAGGUGCAGCGUGUCAGUUCGGGCCUGUUGUCGGCCACCAGGCCUCUACCAGACUCUCUCACCACCUGGGAGAUCAAGGCCGUCGGCAUUUUCCAGAACGGUGUGUGUGUAGCGGAGCCGGUCCAGGUGUCGGUCAAUCUCCCUCUCAGUGUGGAUGUCCCGCUCCCCUACCAGGUGAUCAGAGGAGAACAGGUGGAGCUGAAGGGGUCCGUCUACAACCAGCAGGACAACGCUGUCAUGUUCUGUGUGACGCUGACAGCCGGCCCGGCGGUGUGCCUGCAGCAGUCCCACCCCAACCCCGCGGGGCUGGGACUUCACUCCACCUCCUGCAGCUGGACGCCUCUGUCUGCGGGGGGUGUGGGGAAGGUGAGUUUCACCCUGCUGGGUCUCGAGCCCGGAGACCACAUCCUGACCUUCACCCUGAGGACACGCCAAGGAGGACGAGACGUCCUGGAGAAGAGGCUGAGAGUGGUGCCUGAAGGAGUGAAGAAGGAGCAGUUCUCUGGAGGCAGACUGGACCCUCAGGGCCUCUACGGUUCAGAGAAGAGAACGGUGGAGUUGAAGAACAAGACGCCGGCCAACGUCGUCCCCAACACAGCUGUGGAGAGGACGCUGACCAUCCACGGUGAGGUUCUCGGCGACAUUCUGUCGGUGAUCAACAGCCCCAAAGGCCUCCGGCAGCUCGUCAACCUGCCGGCCGGGUCGGGGGAAGCGGCGCUGGGCGGCGUGCUCCCCCUGGCUCAGGCGUACCAGUACCUGGAGACCACGAGGACCUGGGACCUCCUGGGAGGACAAAUCCAGAAGAAGUCUGCAGACCUGAUACAGAAGAUCAAAGAGGGUCUGGUCAGUAUCAGUUCAUUCAAAAGGGGAGACUCCAGUUACAGCAUGUGGAUGAAGAGAGAACCCAGCACCUGGCUGACAGCCCUGGUGGUGAAGACCCAGUCUGUGGUGGACCCGGUGGUCUCUGUAGACCACCAGACCCUGUCAGAGUCCUUGUCCUGGUUGAUCCGCAGGGCUCAGCAGCCGGACGGAUCCUUCACAGAGAAGUCCUCCUUCAGGCCCAACAGAGUGAUGGCUGCAGGGACCGCUGCUGUUGACCAAUCGGUGUAUCUGACGUCCUUCGUGCUGAUCGCGUUACACAAAGCCACGAAGAUCCAGGACACCAUCCUGCAGCUCCGGUUCCACGAUGACAGCAUGAGGUCUGCAGCAAACUAUAUUUCCCAGCAUGCCUCUGGGGUGAAGAGUGUGUAUGUGCGUGCGGUGGCGACCUACGCGCUGACCCUUCAUGACCCCGACAGCAUGGCGGCCUCUGAGCUCCUCGCCAGUCUGGAGAAACUGGCCUGGGACCAAGGCCACCCCGCUGUGCUCAGGUACUGGCAGGAGUCCAACGUGACAGCUGAUUGGCUGAAACCCGACCAAUCCAGCGGCCUGACGGUGGAGACCACGGCGUACGUCCUGCUGACGGUGCUGCUGAAGGGGCGGAUCCACUACGCCAACCCCAUCCUGUCCUGGCUGACCCGGGAUCAGCACUACGGAAAGGGGUUCUACUCCAUGCAGGACACGGUCUUGACCCUGGAGGCGGUCUCAGAGUACAGCAGGGUGGUCCCCCGAGCCGUCCUCAACCAGGUGAUCGACGUCCGCUACCGGAGGAAAGGAGCGCUGGGUCGAGUCCAGCUGAGCCAGAGCCGGCCCGUGGCCACGCCCAUCCAGGUGACGCAUGAUGAUGACAUCACCGUGUCCACAGGUUUUGGGAGGGGCGUAUCCAACGUGAAGAUGAAGACCGUUUACUACGAGACAGCCUCGUCGGCUCUGAACUGUAACUUUGACCUCACCAUCGAGGUGGCAGGGCCCGACUCCUCCAGUGAUCCCGCUCUCGGCUCUCCUCACCUUGUCGCCUGUGCAAAGUACAGACCUCCUCCUAACGAGGUCUCCACAGAGUCCAGUCUGACGGUGAUGAAGAUCGAGCUGCCCACAGGUGUUGAGGGUUACCUGGAGGACCUGAGACAGUUUAGAGACACAGACGAGCCGAUAAUCUCUCACUAUGAACUCCAAGGAAACACUGUAGUCAUCCAGAUGGACUCUGUUCCCUCAGAGCUCUUCCUGUGCGUUGGGUUCAGGAUCAGGACCAGCUUCAGGGUGGGCGGGGCCAGCAAGUCCCUGUUUAGCAUCUACGAGCGUGAGGACAAAGGUCGUGAAUGCACCAGACAGUUCUCCUACGAGCAGCAGAAGCUUCAGCGGCUCUGUGUGGACGAACAGUGUCAGUGUAUGACAGCUACAUGUGCGGCCUUCAGAGGGAACGUCGAUGCGACGCUGACGGCAACCAAACGUACGAAUGAGACGUGCAGGCCGCACAUCAAAUAUGCCUACAAGGUGACGGUGACGUCUUCAGCAGCAGAAGGAGACUUUAUGACCCACACGGCCACCGUAGUUGAAGUCCUGAAGAACACAGAUAAAGAACUUGAAGCGGUGAGUUCAGGGACCGAGGUGGAGCUGGUAAAAAAGGCCACGUGCAGCGCAGUUGACAUCCAGAACAACAAGCAGUACCUGGUGAUGGGAGCCCGAGGGUCCGAGGUCACACUGAGCCGGGGCCUCAAGUACCGUCUCCCUCUGGACUCGGAGGCGCUGGUGGAGCUGUGGCCGUCUGACUGUAGUUCUCCCGAGUGUUCGGACUACAGUUUCCAUCUGGACGACUUUGCUCUGGACCUGCAGUUGGCCGGCUGCUCAUAACUCAUAACUCAUUUUAAUAGUUAAUAAUAUUAGUUUUAUUAACUAGCAGUUAAAAUAUAAAUGGUUUAAUUCUUCUUUUCCAAAUUAUACUCUGUCAAUAAAAGACAAAAAAUAUGUAUA